Messenger RNA from Myxocyprinus asiaticus (Chinese sucker), 2158 nucleotides. Its product is annotated as zinc finger protein 665-like. The record is from RefSeq and is a predicted model, not a curated record. Lineage: Eukaryota; Metazoa; Chordata; Actinopteri; Cypriniformes; Catostomidae. Gene Ontology annotation, molecular function: RNA polymerase II cis-regulatory region sequence-specific DNA binding; DNA-binding transcription factor activity. The transcript is spliced from 3 exons. Gene Ontology annotation, biological process: regulation of transcription by RNA polymerase II. Bases 110 to 1774 code for a protein of 554 amino acids.
CGGGAAUCACCUAUGGAAAGCAGCACGCGCGUCUUUCGGCAUCAUCAGCUAAACACACGCGGGACGCAGCCGCGACAUGCAAGAGUAGACAUCAAUAUCUGAUAGAAAUAUGCAGACACGCGCACAGAAGCAGAACUCGUCAAGAAAAGGUGUAAGUGAAUAUGAGAAGAAAAAAAACGGAGGAGAGGAACCUGUUAUUCAGAUAGAUAUCCAGCCCCCACAGACACCAAUUAAAAGGCAGAGCGAAGAUAAACUGUUAUAUGUUAAUGGUCGCAGUUGCAAGGAAGACGCCAACCUUCAUGGUAUAAAUGGAAAUGCUGAGAGCGGUAAGAUCAUCAGUGCCAUAUGCUCUGCAAAGCAUGUGGGUCACGUCCUGCCUAAAAGCCUUUACAGUGGGAAAGGCAGUGGUGGUGGAAAAAAGAGGCAGCCCAAGGUGACUGAUCAAUGGAUUCAAGGUAAAUAUCCAUGUAAAGAAUGUGGCAAGGUUCUAGAGAGCAGAAUGGACCUUGUGAAGCAUUACCAGGUGGCACAUCGUCAUUCGCGUCCAUUCAAGUGCCAUGUAUGUGGCAUGUGCUUCGAUGCGCCAGCCAAACUGAAAUGUCACAUGCGCUCACACUCCGGAGAGCGUCCUUUCACCUGUGACAUCUGUAAUAAAGCUUUUACUCAGAAGGGCUCUCUGAACACCCAUAUGAUACGGCACAGUGGUGUGAAAGCAUAUAAGUGUGAGGAAUGUGGCCGAAAGUUUGCCAGAUGCGCCGACUUGAAUUCACACAAAAAAACUCACACCGAGGAGAAACGGCACAGCUGCAACGAAUGUGGUAAAAAAUUCAGAAGAGGAGAGCACUUGCGCCAACAUUUACUAAUCCAUACUGGAGAGUUACCAUAUUCCUGUACACACUGUGAUAAAAAGUUUCGUAUUCCUAGUAACCUUGCUAUUCAUCGGCGCAUACACACAGGAGAAAAACCUUACAAAUGUCCUGAAUGUGGAGUACGCUUUAGACAGUGGAGCGCCUUGAAAGGACAUCUUGAAAGUGUGCACUCAGGUGAACGGCCUUACUCUUGUGAACGCUGUAGUAGCAGCUUUUCACGUUUUAUUUAUCUUCGUAAUCACAUGCUAACUCACACCAACAGCAGACUAUUUGUCUGUGAGCAGUGUGGUCAUUUUUUCAAAAAUCGGAGUAAUUUGGAUGUCCACCGAGCUGUGCACUCAAACGACAGGCCGUUUAAGUGCUCGCUGUGUGACAAGAGCUUUAAACAGCCUCAAGGGCUGAAAACACAUAAGCUCGUUCACACUGCAGAGCGUCCACAUCGGUGCGUGAUCUGCAACAAAACAUACCGCAGCACAGCAGGACUGCGUGGACAUAUGUUUAGUCACACAGGUGCACGUCCAUAUACUUGCAAGGAGUGUGAAAAGAGCUUUAGAGAUCCUGGUGCCCUAAAAAGACAUGCCAUAACACACACGGGGGAAAGACCUUAUAAAUGUAAGCUUUGCCCCAAGGCAUAUUCCCAGCUUUCAGGCUACAAAGCUCAUAUGCGUGUGCACACUGGCGAAAAGCCCUAUAAAUGCACCUAUUGCUCCAAGACUUUCCGCUAUCAGAACAGUAUGAAAGCCCAUGUUUUAUUCCACACAGGACAGGCUCCUUUCCCCUGCCCAGAAUGUGGAAAACUAUUUAAGCAAACUAAUAGCUUAAAAAAACACAUGAAAACAUUUGGCCACAGUGACAAAAGGCAAUCUGAUACCAAUAAAGUGAAGAGACAAAACGGACACAUGUAGAAAGCAUAUGAUUGGGUUUUGCUGUAUCAAGUCUAUAACAUCUUUUACCACAUGAAGUGCAGAUGUCACUAAUUAAACAACCAAAGAUAGAAAUUGAAGUGUUUGUGUGUUAAUUAAUAUGCACAUCGGCUAUAUGUUGCACAUAUCCUAUAUCUAAAGAAAGGGUGUGUCAUAGAGUUUCUUAGUACAUGUAAAACAUGUUUUGUUAAUCAAAGAUUAAUGUUGACACCAGGCACCAAACAUUAAUGUACUUACAGCUAAAAACAAAAUCUUAAAUAGAAUCUUAUUCUUCUGUAAGUUUUCAGAGGUGUAGAUAAGAUGUGCCUUAUGGAAGUUAUGUUUCUACUGAAGCUGUAAAUGUAAAUGUGCAGAUCUCACUGAUAU